UAGAGAAUAUCAAAGAUUGAAAGGUUCAAGCCUAAUUAAUGACUUGACACCCGAAAAUCGCGAUAACACUGUGUUUGCCUACUAAUUUGAUUACCCUAAUAUGCAUGUUACAUAAGGUUACCCUAAGGGUGGCAAUGCAUGCUUCCCGUAGAAGAUAGCAUCUCCAACGGGCGGAGGAGGAUUGCAUUCGUCUGAGGCGUCGGGGUGGCAGGGCACGUCGUAUUGAAGUCGAGCCUCAGCCGGAACAUGAGCAAGAGUAUGAUGAGAUGGACGUGCAGCAACAACAGCAAAUGGAUGAGGAGCUUGAGGCAAUGGGGAAGCGUGUGGUGGUGCCAUACCCUGAGCCUCUUGAUGACUAUCCUGGUGGCCCACACGACACUUCCCUGCUGUGGAGGUACCAUGUGCACGUGGCCAGGAAGGCGUCUGAGGGCGAGUGACGUGGCAAUUUAAAAUGCAUCAACGAUGGAAAGAAGAUAGAAGCGAUAUAUGAUAAACAUUCCAUCCCUAUCAUGGCUGCACGGUGGUGACAUGACAAAAUUGCAGGGCACCGAUCUUUCUUGGUUUAGGAUACCAACUACAGACUGAUUGACCACGGUCUGAUUUUUGCAUUUGUGGAGAGGUGACAGUGGCACUUGAUGAUGUGUCCUAUUUGCUGCAUUUCCCAAUUGAUGGCAUGCUUCUGUCCCAUGAAGGAAUGACAAGGGACGAUGCGGUGGAAAUGAUGAUGCAGUAUUUGGGUUGUGAUCCAGGUGAUGCUGUUGUUGAGGUGACUCCUAACAGAGGUGCACAUUGUCGAUUUAGCUACUUGAGGAGGAUUUUCAAGGAUCGUCUUUUGCAGCAGUUGGAGUUGGAGAAUGAGUAUGGUGUGACUCAGGAGGUACGGGGGUUGUGGGACCAGGUUGUCCGCAUAUAUUUGUUAUACUUGAUCGGGAUCACUCUCUUCACUGACAAGAGCCAAACUGCUAUGGAUGUUGUCUACCUGAGGUACUUUAGAGACCUUGAUGUUGUUGCUGAAUUUGCAUGGGGAGCUGCGGCACUAGCUCACCUCUAUAGGAAGCUUAACAAUGUUGCACAUUGAAACUGCGGUCAGGUGUCAGGAUAUCUGACUUUGUUGCACAUAUAAAUUAAA
Molecule: messenger RNA, 1129 nt
Organism: Medicago truncatula (barrel medic)
Lineage: Eukaryota; Viridiplantae; Streptophyta; Magnoliopsida; Fabales; Fabaceae
Product: serine/threonine-protein phosphatase 7 long form homolog
Exons: 2
Coding region: 674-1078 (134 amino acids)
Biological process (GO): meristem maintenance; meristem development
Source: RefSeq, a predicted model, not a curated record